AUGAACAUCAAAGAGGAGGAAGCUGCACUGAUGAAAGCGAUCAUCAUUGCAAAUCCAUAUAUCCAAGGACUCUCGUCGGAAGCGUCCGAAGCCAUUGCUGAUUUGAGGGAUAGACUUCAGGAAACGCUGUAUCAUGUCGUUCGUGAGACUCACCCUAAAGAAGUCGCAUCAUCGCGUUUCGGAAAUCUUUUGCUGUUUAUACCGAGCGUCAUGAUGCUGGGUGCAGUAGUCUGUGACAAUUUGGAAAUUGUCGACUCUUUUGGCCAUAUGCCCGAUCGCCUCAUGCAUGACGUCAUCCAAGAAUGUAUCGCUGACGUCACGCCUUCGAGUAAUAUGGAUACCAACGGUAUUUCACAACAACCUCAACAUCCGUCCGAUUCGAACAUGCUCCAUUCGGCAUCGUCCACUUCGAUUGAAUCACUUUCCAGCUAUCCUGACUACACAUAUAGCAACAGCGGUCCCGGAUUGCCAUACAAGUAA
This is a messenger RNA of Cooperia oncophora, 480 nucleotides long. The record is from the annotation of a GenBank genome assembly. NCBI's taxonomy places the organism in Eukaryota, Metazoa, Nematoda, Chromadorea, Rhabditida, Trichostrongylidae.